AUGACUCUGGAAGCUGAUGAAAUUGGCUCUAUGACUCUGAAAUCUGAUGAAAUUGAAUCGGAAAGUUCUUCUGAAGAGGAUUUGUUUAGUAUUCUCAAAGUUGAUAAGCCAAUCAGUAGCAAUGUUGAUGGUAGUGGUGGAAAUUCAAAGCAAAUAGUAUUUGGUCGAGGUCAAAAUGAAACUCAAAGAAUUUGCGACGAGAAUGGAGUCCGACUAUCAACCUUAGAGCCUGCUGGUGUUAAACGUCAGCAGCAGCAGCAGCAGCAGCAGCAGCAGCAGCAGCAUAAGAAGAAGCAGAGUACGAUAUUUCCGCCAAUGAAGAAAGUACGAUAUCCCAGUAGUGACGAGGUGACAUCGAUAGACAGCAACAAUAAGGAAGAAGAAGAAGAAGAGGAGGAGGAGGAUGACCCCUUUGGUAUUAUAACCCCAGCAGCGCUUCAAGAGAAGAUGAAAAGGAUAACCGAUUUAAGAGGUCGACGUGUUGAAUUAAAGAAGAGAUUUGAUGAAGAGGAGCAAUUGAAAAGGGAGAAAGAGAAAUCCCUAGAAUUGCAAAAGCUUCGAAUUUUGAACGAGUUGAAUGGUGUAAAUGAAAACAAUAAUAAAGACAAUCACGAUAAUGAUGAUAGUGAAGGAGGAGAGGAGAAAAAGAAGGAAGGGAAUGAUAUUGAAAGAAAGUAUGACCUAAUCAGAGAUAGAAAACGUUUGGAGAAAUUGGUUGAAAUGGAGAAUAAUCCAAGGAAUAAGUAUGAGGGUCUUACUCGACAUUUCUAUUGUUUAAGAAACGUGACGAAAUUUUGCUUAGAAGUAGAUGAUAAUCUUCCUGAUCCAAUUUCACGGUCUUUACAGUUCUUGAUACGUAGUGAUAAAACAGCUGCAUUUAAAAAAGUCAAAUAUGGGCUAAAACGAUUUUUAAAGACUGUUUUACAAAUGAAUAACCCAGGGGUAUUAUUGAGCGUAGCGGAAAUGAUUAGCGGUCAACAGUUGAAAGAAGAUGAUGAUGAAAGAGAAGAAGAAGCAGUGUUUUCUAGUGAGGAAUUAGAAGAAAUCAUAUUAAAGCUUGGCUAUAAUGCUUCCACAAAAUCGGAGGAUUCUCAGAAGCUAUUGAUAAAGAUCGAACAGCCGAAUAAUGGGGUGAGGCUUCAACUACUUAGACUAACAUUAAUAUUUAGCAUCUUUUUGGCAUUUCCCCAUAUUGAAAUGGACACACUAGACAACUUUUUGUGGAUGUUUUUAUUAGUGUUAUCUGAUUACAAUGCAAAUAAAGAUGAAUUGGCUGCCUUGGAGACUUUUUUGAAAACGAUAUUCCCAAAAUUUGCUGAUAGGUACAUGGAUGUUGAUAUAUUUGUUGGCAAAAUUAUCAAUUUGACAAGUAAAAUACAUACAGUGAAAAUUGGACAGGUAGAGGAGUCCUCCUCCAUCAUUUUUUCCAAAUUGGUUAGUAGAAAAAUGGACUAUGAAUUGCAGUACAAUAUUUUGAAACUACUCAACGUUACAUUUGCAAUGGAACUGGAUUCCAAUAUCAGUUUAGUAAUCAACCAGUUAAAUUUGAAAUAUGUAUGUGAUAUUGGCCCGCUUGAAAGAAACCCCAAACUAUACAAGAUAAUCAAGAAAAUACCAAUAACAGGCAAUAUACGUGAACGAAUACGAUUGAAUGAUAUUGACUUUGCCAAUGAGAUUUACAUAUAUUAUUACAAGAUCAAAUUAUUGCCAUUCAUAUUAGUUACUCAUCCAUUUAAUUUUGAAAAAGAUCGAGAGCAUAACUCCAAGGUUAUCAAGAGUAAAAAGGCAUCAUUGGAUUUUUUACUUGCCGAUUGUUUCCAAUUGAUGAAGAUAAUGGGCAGUGAAAUAUCCAUCAAACGCGAUUUGUGUUUUAAUGGAGAAGAAAUUAUUCGAUUAUUGACCGAUCUUCAUCAAGAUUUGACUUUACAAGGUGAAAAAGUGGAGUAUGAUUUGAGAUCUAUUAAUGAAGAUUUUUUUUAUGGAGAUUCUUGA
This is a messenger RNA of Lodderomyces oxycetoniae, 1992 nucleotides long. RefSeq lists its product as uncharacterized. The transcript has a single exon. The record is from RefSeq and is a predicted model, not a curated record. The coding region runs from base 1 to 1992 and encodes 663 amino acids. Lineage: Eukaryota; Fungi; Ascomycota; Pichiomycetes; Serinales; Debaryomycetaceae.